This is a messenger RNA of Mercurialis annua (annual mercury), 510 nucleotides long. RefSeq lists its product as uncharacterized. Bases 1 to 510 code for a protein of 169 amino acids. The record is from RefSeq and is a predicted model, not a curated record. The transcript has a single exon. Lineage: Eukaryota; Viridiplantae; Streptophyta; Magnoliopsida; Malpighiales; Euphorbiaceae.
AUGGCGUCUGGCGUCUGGCUAAAGGUUUUAACCUACGAGAUAUUAGAGACGAGCUGUUUGUUUGUGAAUUUUUCUAAAAAUGUUAGAAACAGAAUUCUUAGGGAAUCACCGUGGAACUUUGAUAAACAACUUAUCCUAUUCGAACCUAUGACUGGAUAUAUGCAGCUGAACAACAUGAUUAUCAAUCAUUGUCCAGUAUGGGUGAGAAUUUACAAUUUACCGUUGAACUGUAGAGGUAGAGCUGCAAUCAGGAAGCUGUGGAUGAAGAUUGGUAUCGUCCUGGAUAUCGAUCCCGGAGAUAAUGGUGAAUGUAAUCGUUACGGUCGAGUUAGGGUUGAAAUGGAUAUUUCAAAACCAAUAGUUAGAGGCACAAAAGUUAUCAAUCCUCUUGGCGAUCAAUGCUGGAUUUCGUUCAAAUAUGAACAUAUUCAUAAUUUUUGCUAUUGGUGCGGGAUGUUAGAUCAUUUAGCUGCGGAUUGUGAGGAUAAACUGGAGGAGAUUGAGGAUUAA